This is a messenger RNA of Panicum hallii, 2244 nucleotides long. RefSeq lists its product as uncharacterized. Gene Ontology annotation, molecular function: zinc ion binding; nucleic acid binding. Lineage: Eukaryota; Viridiplantae; Streptophyta; Magnoliopsida; Poales; Poaceae. Gene Ontology annotation, biological process: DNA integration. The record is from RefSeq and is a predicted model, not a curated record. The transcript is spliced from 2 exons. Bases 1 to 2244 code for a protein of 747 amino acids.
AUGACGGCCACUCCACCGUCGUCGCCGAAGGGAGGCGAGAAGAAGACCGAAAAGUUCGAGAGUGCAGGAACGAGCGGAGCCAAGGGUGGCGAUGUCGUGAUCCAGCGGGUCGUUCGAGAGGUGCGUGGCGGAACUAACUACCCCAUCCUCACCAAGACGAACUACACCAACUGGGCGCGGCUGAUGAAGGUGAAGCUCAGGGCACGCCACCUCUGGCGGGCGAUCGAUGUCGGCGACGCUGAUUCGGACGACGACAUCGAGGCGCUCGACGUGCUCUGCAGCGCCGUGCCACCGGAGUUGGUGACGGCAAUCACCGACAAGGACACGGCGAAGGAGGCGUGGGACACCAUCAAGACGUUGCGCGUCGGCGACGAUCCUGUGAGGAAGAACACCGCGCAACAACUGCUGCAUGAGUUCGAACUCACCACAUUCAAGGACAGCGAGUCGGUGGAGGACUAUGCGCUUCGUCUGACCGGCAUGCAGGCUUCCCUCGCAACCCUCGGCGAUGUGUUGUUGGAGAGCAAGAUCAUGGAGAAGAUGCUGCGGAGUGUACCACCGCGGUUCAAGCAGAUCGUGGUCGCGAUCCGGACGCUCCUCGACACAUCCACGCUCUCCGUGGCAGACCUGACCGGGCGACUCAAGGUGGCGGAGGAGUCGUUCGAGGGACCGCCAUCUUCGCUGCUCCACGACGGCAAGCUGUACCUCAUGGAGGAGGAGUGGAUCGCGCGUGGGAAGCAGCGGGAGGCCGAGAACAACUCCAGCGGCGGUGCGGGCGGGAGCUCUGCACGCCGGGGAGGAAGGCGUGGACGCGGAAGAGGCCGCGGCGGCGAUUCCGGGUCGUCCUCAUCAACUGGGCCGGCCAAGAUCGGGAAAGAUCAGUGCCGGCGAUACAGGAAGACCGGCCACUGGGCCCGAGAUUGCCCAUCUCGGCCCAAGAAGGAGCAGGCCCACGUCAUCCAAGAUGAGGAGGAGGCCUCGUUGCUUCUGGUGAGGUCAACACCGCUUCUCCCCGUCCCCGCUGCAGCUCCGUCUCCGCCGUCGCCGGCGGUCGGCGGCUCAACAUCAGCGCUGACUGAUCCCUUGGGCGGGAGGCCCGAGGAGGAACCCGAAGCGGCGACCACGGCGACUCUCCUGGUUGCGACAUCGGCAUCACCAGGAGGAGCUCGCCCAGAUCCACUUCGGGCGGCGGCCGCGCCAUCCGGUGCGGUGACGGCGAGGUUGGCCGCGGGAUCCGGCUCUCAGGUGCGGCUCGUCGAGCACAAGGUGCUCGUGCACCUCAGUGAGGAGGAGAAGAACCGCGACACAACGUCGUGGGUGCUCGACACCGGGGCGACGAAUCACAUGUCGGGCGCUCGGAUGGCGUUCGCGAAGUUGGACACGGUGGUGCGCGGGUCCGUGAGCUUUGGAGACGGCUCGAUACUGGACGAGGCGGGGUACAAGAUCAACAUCGACAACGGUGUCCUGAGGAUCCGUGAGCAUAGCCGGAGGCUAGUGGCGCGGGUGCCGCGCAGGCCGGACCGGCUGUACGUGCUCGACCUCGACGUUGCACGACCGGUGUGCCUCGAGGCCCGUGGCAAGGAGGAGGCUUGGCGCUGGCACGCACGGAUGGGCCACGUCAACAUGAACGCGCUACGGAAGCUGGCGCGGGAGGAGAUGGUGCACAGCCUGCCAUCGAUCGAGCAGGUGGACCAGCUGUGCGACGCUUGUCUCGCCGGCAUGCAGCGGCGGAACUCGUUCCCGGUGGUGGCGCAGUACCGGGCCGAGCGCACACUAGAGAUUGUGCACGGUGACUUAUGCGGGCCCAUCUCGCCGGCGACACCGAGCGGCGGCAGGUACUUCCUGCUGCUGGUGGACGACAAGAGCCGGUUCAUGUGGCUGUCGGUGAUGUCGACGAAGGAUCAGGCGGCCGCGGCAAUCAAGGCGUUCCAGGAACGUACAGAGGCGGAGUCAGGCCUGAAGCUGGGGGUGCUCUGGACCGAUCGGGGUGGCAAAUUCACCUCGGUUGAGUUCGCGGAGUACUGUGCAACUGAAGGGGUGCGAUGGCAGCUCACUGCUCCCUACAGCCCGCAGCAAAAUGGUGUCGUCGAGCGGCAAAAUGGCACGGUGGUGGCGAUGGCCCGGAGCAUGCUCAAGGCGAAGGGGUUGCCGAGCUGGUUUUGGGGUGAGGCGGUGAACACCGCGGUCUACAUUCUGAACCGGUGCCCGACCAAGAGCGUGACGGGCAUGACGCCGUUCGAAGCUUGA